AUGACUUCCAGGCAGCCACCAGUAACACGGCCGCAAUUGAGAACAAGGAUCAGUGACAAUAGAGUAACCUCGAUAGGGAAGGCUACAGAUCGUGAACGUAUCCGUAACAACCAGCGACGUUGUCGCGCACGACAAAAAGAGUAUAUCGCAACUCUCGAAGACAGAAUCCGUGAGCUCGAAAGUGAUCAUGGUGAAAGCAGAGCCAAUAAGAAGCUCGAGGAGCUCACUGCCGAAAACAAGUCGUUGAAACAACUUUUACAGUCACUAGGGCUGCGUGACGAAUUUCUGGAAGCAUACAAAACUGCAGUCAAAAUUGCCCCCAAUAUCUCGUUGCCGCCGCUCGAUGACGCGCGUUGUAAUCGAGCGAGCCAAUGUUUGUCUAGCUCUACUGCGCUGGAAUCAUCGCAGCUACUACAAGUGGCAACCAGUGAAAACCAGGCUGAACAAACAAUUGAACCGUUUCUAGACGUUUCGGUCUCGGAACAGGAGUCUCUAGGCUUCAGCCAGAUGGAUGCGCCUCUGUCAUGGGAACUUCUUGACUUUCCUACCGCUUCAACUUCUGCUUUGGAGUUGGUUGAGCCGGACAUCAACACGGAGAGACUCGGUCAGCUAACUAUGGAUACUUUGGUGACGGAAGCACCUAGCAACGCAAUCACCGUAGAGCAUAUAUCGGACACGACCACGCUUUGUUCAUGGGCUUUAUCGCUUGUUCUUAGGAGUAACAUGAAAGGCUACAGCACUGCAGACUUGGAACUCAUGCUUCGCGUAGGAUACAGAUACGGUGCCACACCAACUGAAGAUUGUCGUAUUAAUAACAAGGUCUUGCUAGGUGUUCUUGCGAAUAUCAUCUAG
Messenger RNA from Bipolaris oryzae ATCC 44560, 852 nucleotides. RefSeq lists its product as uncharacterized. The transcript has 3 exons. Gene Ontology annotation, biological process: regulation of DNA-templated transcription. The coding region runs from base 1 to 852 and encodes 283 amino acids. Gene Ontology annotation, molecular function: DNA-binding transcription factor activity. The record is from RefSeq and is a predicted model, not a curated record. Lineage: Eukaryota; Fungi; Ascomycota; Dothideomycetes; Pleosporales; Pleosporaceae.